AUGCUGCUGCUGUCAACUCAGCUGGUCGCGUUCACAUCUCUCAGUCGAAUAGUACUAGAACAGUGGAAGCCACACUUUAAUGCCAUCCUAGAUGAUCUACUGAACGCUGAACGGAUUGAGGGGGUGUCAGGACUUUGCGCAUGCAGUGCAAAAUGUCCCAGGUGCAUCAUGGAAGAUCAUUGCAACCAGCCGUUCCAUUGGCUGGAUGUCUGGAAUGGAGAAUACCUGGAAAAACACAAUUUGUUGACAUUCGGCUUCAUUUUUCACCUAGGUCAUCACGGGAAGCCAUGUCCUCAUCUUUCAUCCAGCGCAGCGCCGGCAAAUUUCAUUGUGACUCAUACAAAUGGCAUUCAUCACACUCGCAUUCACUGGUGCCAUUGCCCCAAUGCUAAGCCCAUAAUGUCACAACUAUUCGUGUUCACCAUUGCACUCCUCAAGCAGUGGGACCUUCAUUAUCUUACAUCAAAAAAGAGUGCUUAUGACUUUGUGGUGGCACUGUGGUGCAUGACGAGCAAUUGUGCAUCGCAAAAGGUCAAGAAUCGAUAUCGUGAAUUCAACAUCAUAGCGCACAUAUGGCAACACCUCAUGAUGGUCAAGAGAAGUGAAGAUCAUCAUGGACUCAUGCUCCUCAAUUACCCGGCACAUUCAUUAACUGUGCCAUGUUUCACUUAUCCUUGGCCGAGCAUGAACAUGCCUCCAGAUUGGCAGAAGACACCAGCACAUCUUGCGUAUGUAUCCUCGAUCUCAGGUUACAUUCAUGCAUGUGAAUUGGGUGGAGAUGGCAAUCAUGGUCUGCAGAAGAAACAUAAAUGCGAUGAUCCUAAUGAUGUAAGCCUUGCGCCCAGCCAGGGAUACUUUGUUGAUGCACACAAGAUGAAAGAUUACAUGGAAGACAUUCAGUCGGAGCCCCCUCCCGAGACCUGCAGCAGUUUCAAGGUUGGACGAGCUCAGCACCCUGGAAAGUUCUGCAAUCUUGAGGUGAGUGGUGUUGUUGCCGUGAUCUGCAUUCAUCACGGGUGUUUCCAUCCUGGUGCCAUGGUAGAUUUGCAGAAGGGUGAGUGA
Messenger RNA from Laetiporus sulphureus 93-53, 1062 nucleotides. RefSeq lists its product as uncharacterized. The transcript is spliced from 7 exons. NCBI's taxonomy places the organism in Eukaryota, Fungi, Basidiomycota, Agaricomycetes, Polyporales, Laetiporaceae. The coding region runs from base 1 to 1062 and encodes 353 amino acids. The record is from RefSeq and is a predicted model, not a curated record.